This is a messenger RNA of Geosmithia morbida, 1512 nucleotides long. Its product is annotated as glucose-6-phosphate 1-dehydrogenase. Gene Ontology annotation, cellular component: cytosol. Gene Ontology annotation, biological process: glucose metabolic process; pentose-phosphate shunt, oxidative branch. The transcript is spliced from 6 exons. Bases 1 to 1512 code for a protein of 503 amino acids. Lineage: Eukaryota; Fungi; Ascomycota; Sordariomycetes; Hypocreales; Bionectriaceae. The record is from RefSeq and is a predicted model, not a curated record. Gene Ontology annotation, molecular function: glucose-6-phosphate dehydrogenase activity; NADP binding.
AUGGCCGAAGCAGCUUCCAGCAUAGAGCUCAAGGAGAACACCUCCAUCAUUGUUCUCGGUGCCUCUGGCGAUCUCGCCAAGAAGAAGACGUACCCUGCGUUGUUUGGUCUUUACCGGAACCAGUUCCUCCCCAAGGAUGUCAAGAUUGUCGGAUAUGCGCGCACCAAGAUGGACCGCGAGGAGUAUCUCAAGAGGGUCAAAUCGUACAUCAAGACCCCCACCAAGGAGACUGAGAAGCAGCUCGAGGAGUUCGCCGACCUCUGCACAUACGUCUCGGGUCAGUACGACAAGGACGAAUCCUUCCAGGCCCUCAACAAGCACCUGGAGGAGCUGGAGAGCGGCCGCCCCGAGCAGAACCGCGUUUUCUACAUGGCCCUGCCUCCCAGCGUCUUCACCAUCGUCUCUCAGCACCUGAAGAGGUCGUGCUACCCCAAGAAUGGCAUUGCACGUGUCAUUGUCGAGAAGCCUUUCGGCAAGGACCUGGCCAGCUCGCGCGAGCUCCAGAAGUCGCUGAUACCCGACUGGAAAGAGGAUGAGCUCUUCCGCAUCGACCACUACCUGGGCAAGGAGAUGGUCAAGAACAUCCUCAUCCUCCGCUUCGGCAACGCCUUCCUCGGUGCCAACUGGAACCGCCACCACAUUGAAAACGUUCAGAUUACCUUCAAGGAGCCUUUCGGCACCGAGGGCCGCGGCGGCUACUUUGAUGAGUUCGGCAUCAUCCGUGACGUCAUGCAGAACCACCUGCUGCAGGUGCUGACACUCCUGGCCAUGGAGCGUCCCAUCUCGUUCAACUCUGAGGAUAUUCGUGACGAGAAGGUGCGUGUCCUCCGCUUCAUGCCCGCCAUCGAGCCCAAGGACGUCAUCAUCGGCCAGUACGGCCGCUCGCUCGACGGCAGCAAGCCCGCCUACAAGGAGGACGAAACGGUGCCCAAGGGGUCGAGGUGCCCCACCUUCUGCGCCUUGGUCGCCCACAUCAAGAACGAGCGCUGGGAGGGCGUGCCCUUCAUCCUCAAGGCUGGCAAGGCCCUCAACGAGCAGAAGACGGAGAUCCGCAUCCAGUUCAAGGAUGUGACGUCGGGCAUCUUUAAGGACAUCCCGCGUAACGAGCUCGUCAUCCGCAUCCAGCCCAACGAGUCGGUCUACAUGAAGAUGAACUCGAAGCUGCCCGGCCUCAGCAUGCAGACGGUCGCCACCGAGCUCGACCUCACCUACCGCCGACGCUUCUCCGACCUCAAGAUCCCCGAGGCCUACGAGUCGCUCGUCCUCGACUGCCUCAAGGGCGACCACUCCAACUUCGUCCGUGAUGACGAGCUCGAUGCCAGCUGGCGCAUCUUCACCCCUCUUCUGCACUACCUCGAGGACAACAAGGAGAUUAUUCCCAUGGAGUACCCCUACGGCUCCCGCGGCCCGGCGGUGCUGGAUGACUUCACCGCAUCCUACGGUUUCAAGUUCAGCGAUGCCACCGGCUACCAGUGGCCCACCACUGCAGCUUCUCAGCCCAACAAGAUGUAA